AGAGAACUUAAGCACUAACAGGGAAAUGGCAUAGAAGUUGCUGUGGCUAUUGAGUUGGACAAGCUGGAUAUGAUGUCUAAAAAGUUGCUGGUGAGAAGGCAGGGCCCUAAGAGUAAUGCAGACACUGGUGUUGAUGCAGAGGCCCCAGCUGAUUUCUCAGAACAGAAUGCACUCUCUUCCCUCUCACCUCUUUCCCGACUGUACAUUUAUGGCUUGCAUGGCUGUCUAUGUGAGGUGGUGUUCACAGCAGCCUGGGACUUAUACUACACCCAUGACCAAAGACUUGCAGGCCAUACGAGCCUUUGGGCACUUCUUAUCUACAGCUCGGCCAUAUUCGUCAUGGAAGGUCUAAGUGCCAAGCUACAGAACAAACACUGCCCCCUACCUGUCAGGCUGAUUGUAUAUGCCCUCUUCAUUUACCUAUGGGAGUUUAGCUGGGGGUUUCUAUUGAGGCUGUUCAGGGCCUGUCCAUGGGACUACUCAGAAUUCAGGUAUAACUUCAUGGGUCUGAUAACGCUUGAGUAUGCCCUUCCCUGGGCCCUGGCGGGACUUAUAGCUGAAAAACAUGUUAUCAGGAACACUUUGAAGAUACGUCUAGAUAAGUUAUGAACAUAGUUAGAUAACAUUACCUAUUCUCUCACAGCCUAUGUACAGAGUCAUCUAUUGGACUGAAAAAUGAUAAUAAUUUUGUGUUUGUAUUGUGAUUGUGUUUUAAUUAUAUAAGAUGUGCUAUGGUAUGUGAUAAAGGCUGCAAUAGUAGAUGAAAGCACAUUUGUUCAGUUGGGAUGUUAAACUUAAACAAAUUACUAAUAUAUAUAUAUAUAUAUAUAUAUAUAUAUACACACACACAUAUAUAUAUAUAUAUAUGUGUGUGUGUGUGUAAUUUGCAUGUAGACUGCCACUAACACUAUAAAUAUGAAACACUGGACACACUACACAAGGUUCCACAUCACCUCUAUUUAGCUUUAAAACCUGCUCUGGUACUUCUGUAUUGACACUAAAAUGAUAUCUUAAGGCUCAGAUACACUCACUGCAAAGUUUUUCUUCGUUCUUCGCUCUGUGCUAGAAAGAGGGUCAAAACAGUCUAGCAACGGUAUACGAUUUAUGAACAUUUGGACACCGCCUGUGUUUAGAGAAGCAUUUAAAUACAGUAUGAAACGCAUGCUGUCCUGUUAACAGACAUGUAAAAUAUAAAUCAAUGUGACAUUAAAAAUCUUACUUUUAUGUGUUUUCAGUGACUACAUGGCUCAUUCUUUGAAAACAAUCCACAUGAGAUCAGAAAAAGAAGAUAUUUUAACCAUUAGAUGAUAUAUAGAAGAUAUAUGCAGAGUAUGACAUUCUGCAUUAAAGCCGCUAAUGCUAACAUGUUAAGCAUGGCAUUAAUAUGCACCGGUUACCCACGAUUAUAUUAUAUUAUUAUAUUUCUAGAUACAUUUUGUGAAAAAAAAUACACAUAAGGUGUACAGACAGAUGUUAAUGGGCAGACAACCACCGCAACAUACUCAAAAACAGCGGAUUUUGUUUGAAAUGGCAUCACACCAGUUCAUUCUUCAGUAGAAGUGUAUUGUUGCCUUCAGGAAACAGAUAAAUAGUCUCCGUGGUGAA
Xyrauchen texanus (razorback sucker) is the source of this 1605-nucleotide messenger RNA. RefSeq names its product transmembrane protein 229B-like. The record is from RefSeq and is a predicted model, not a curated record. The transcript has 2 exons. Lineage: Eukaryota; Metazoa; Chordata; Actinopteri; Cypriniformes; Catostomidae. The coding region runs from base 70 to 609 and encodes 179 amino acids.